AUGCUCUUUUCAACUUCCAUCAUGCUCCCAAUAGCGCUUUUAUGCCACACUGCUGCUUCUUUCAGCAUACCGGAACUAUCGGGUGGCUUCAGCUUAUCGCGUAGAACACAGCAAGCACCUCCGAAAAAAGAUCCAUCACAAUACACUAAAGAUGCAGUUAACCAAAUCAAAGACAAAGCAAAACAAAUCUCACAUCAUGUACAUGAAGAUCAAGCCCAAGUUUUGAUUGCUAGCGAUUUGAAAGUGGUCAUUAAAGCUUUUAAAUCAUUUGUUGAUGGGAUGAAUAAUUGUAAUUGUUCCGAAAAGGGUGCAGUUGAUCUUGACGGUUACAAAGAUCUUGUGCUUCAAGUCUUAGCUAAUGUUCAAGUGGUUGUUGAACUCAUCGUAGGAACUCAAGAUAAAACUCUCAUUAAAUCGGCUCAAGACAUAUUUUCUUCUUUCAAGGUUCACAUUUCCAACUUGGUUGAUCUGGUGAUUAAAGUUGAUAUCAAGGUAGCUGUGACCGUUCGGGAUAACGUUAAUGUAGAGGCUUAUGCUACAAUUGGAGUUGACAUGGUUGAACUCGUCAACGGAAAGAUUGCUAAAGAAUUAUCUGGACAAGCAGGUGGAAAGCCGGUUGUUAAACAAUAUCCCAAAGGUAACCUCACAGACAAACCUCCUGUUGAUGCCACUAACCCCUACGGUAACAACACAGGUAACAACACAGAGCAUCAUUAA
Molecule: messenger RNA, 717 nt
Organism: Melampsora larici-populina 98AG31
Lineage: Eukaryota; Fungi; Basidiomycota; Pucciniomycetes; Pucciniales; Melampsoraceae
Exons: 5
Coding region: 1-717 (238 amino acids)
Source: RefSeq, a predicted model, not a curated record